Messenger RNA from Talaromyces rugulosus, 603 nucleotides. RefSeq lists its product as uncharacterized. Gene Ontology annotation, biological process: response to oxidative stress. NCBI's taxonomy places the organism in Eukaryota, Fungi, Ascomycota, Eurotiomycetes, Eurotiales, Trichocomaceae. The transcript has 2 exons. Gene Ontology annotation, molecular function: glutathione peroxidase activity. The record is from RefSeq and is a predicted model, not a curated record. Bases 1 to 603 code for a protein of 200 amino acids.
AUGGCCUCCGCAACCACGCUCUACGACUUCAGCCCCCCCGAUAAAAAGGGAAACCCCUACCCCCUCGCCCCUCUCCGCGGCAAGGUCGUGCUCAUCGUCAACACUGCCUCCAAGUGCGGCUUCACACCGCAAUUCGCCGGCCUCGAGAAACUCUACAAAUCCGUCGAGGCCAAGCAGCCCGGCGCCUUCACCAUCUUGGGCUUUCCGUGCAACCAGUUUGGGAACCAGGACCCUGGAAGCAAUGACCAGAUCCAGGAUUUCUGUCAAGUCAACUACGGUGUCACUUUCCCUGUGCUGGGCAAGGUCGAUGUGAACGGGAACAACGCCGACCCGCUGUUCGAGUGGAUCAAGAAGGAGAAGCCGGGGCUCUUUGGGAUGAAGAGGGUGCUGUGGAAUUUCGAAAAGGCGUUGAUCAACAGCCAGGGCGAGGUCGUUGGCCGAUGGAGAAGCAUUACCAAGCCCGAGUCUCUCGAGGAAACCAUUCUCCAGGAGAUCGAAAAGGCUAAGAAGAGCGGCAGUGCUUCGGCCACGACUGAAUCCGCGCCUGCUGCAACCGACAGCGCAGCACCGGCACAGCCUGAGGGUGAGCCCAAAUUGGCUUGA